AGAUCACAUUUUCCCCAAGAAAACUUUUUCCCCUGCUCCACUUUAUUUUACAUUAUCAAUUUUCAACCUCUCUUCACUGUCAACAUUUAUUUCUUCUACUGGAAUCGCACCCAAAAUUUUGCCAUUCUAGUACUAUGUCCGGGUACAACGGUGUCCGGGGGAUCGUUCCGGAUGGCGCCAAUAACGGAGCGAACCAACCGCCGCUGCGAGGGAGCCGAUACGACAACAUUGGGCGGGCCCGCGUGCAGGACGGAGCCGGGAACAACGACGGCGACGGCAUGAGCCGCAGCGAGCGGCGCGCGCGGCUGUCGCGGAGACGGCAGAACGGGGAGAUGGGCUCCGGGGACACGGGCGGCGUGGUGUCGGACCCGAAUAUGGACAACUCCCAGAACAACAAGGCGCCCAACAUGAACCAAAACCCGAACAUGAUGAUGGGCACCAUACCGGAACAGGGCCAGGCGGUCAACCUGCCGGGGCAGGUCCCGAGUCCCGAGCAGGUGAUGGCGAAGGCGAUGCCGCAGCAGUACAACGUCCCCUACCAGCAAAUGCAAAAUCCCGCCCAGCAGCCGGUCGCGCAGCAGCCCGCCCCGCCGCAGCCCCCGGCUCCGCAGCCACAACCCGUCGUGGCGCCGCCGCCCCCACCCCGGGAACCCACGCCCUACCUCAGGGGAGAAAAUUUAUCGCGCACGCCCGGAUUCAUGAGCAAAAUCCUGAUGGACGAGAUCCGCGUGCACACCAACCGAUCCGUCGUCACCGUGUCCCGCGCGGCGGCGGAGGAUAGCGAAACCAUAUCCUUCACGGGCAUGUUCCGAGACAAAUACAAUACGGUAUUGUCACUCAAGAUUUCUGCUUCUUUUUUGAAAGGACUUAAACUAGUAACGUGUCAUGCGACAGAAGAUGAAGAACAGGAAAAUGAAAACUCGUCUAAUUUUCAAAAGAUUUGUUCCUGUUGCGUUCAGACGAGGGGGCCAGCUCCGCCAGAAUUACUAUGUCGAUAAAUCAAUGGUAUUUCAUGCAUGGACGCGGUCCGACUUCGGAACCAAGGGGAUGCGGUUCCUCGUGUUACCCGAGUAGAAUGCAUGCCCAUGCUAUCCUAGACCGAACGAGAAAAACAACGACGGUGAAGUGGUUCAGGGCCGCGAAGGUCGUUUCAUACAAUGUCGUAAAAGGAACACAGCUAGUACGACCUCUUUGCUAGUGUCGCCGAGACCGCCGUUGCUAAUACGAAUAUCCAGAAAUAGAAAAAAAUCAUCGCAUGACAGGUACUGAGCACGGUAAAUUACGUGGUGACCCUUUCUUGGGCCAACCGAGGUUUUUGUAUCCCGGCCUUAUUCUUCUACUUUAUCAUUGCGGGCCGCUGCGCGCUCGCAGUCCACAUUGAUAGCGAGGGCGGCGACGAAAGCUGGCGGGACGUGCUCCGAACGUGCAAGGAGUGGGGCGAGCGUGGUAGCGAUUACGUGCCAUCCAUGUUGACCUCCAUCUUGCCUAUCUUCCUGGUGGUGUUUUACGUGAAUGCGGCGAUCAAAAGGUGCGUGUUUUCCUGUGAUUUUUCAAAUUUUUUCAUGACAACCAGCUGCAAAAUCGAAAUCGCCUGAGCACAACGAACUACUUCUGGUUCAGCCACCGAGGCAACCGAAGAACUUUUUGGAUAGCUUUCAUUGUUUGUACGAUAAUAAUUCAAUAUGCACAUAAAAACUCGAAGAAAAAAAAGACAAAAAAUGGAAAUUUCGAACCCCGCACAGGUACUACAAAAUGUACGACGCCUGCCGCGAGAUGAGCGACAUUACUGAUCAAGCCGUGGGAAUCGCGCUGAUCGACUUCCGCAAGCACCCGGAAUGCAUCAAGGAAGAGGUGCGUUGCCUGCACCUGGCACGCAUGCUGGUUUUACUGCACACGGCAAGGGAGACGUACCCGGUGAAGACCUUUUUCCUCCCCCUCUGCGAGUGCUUCGGGGACAAGAUGCACGGCAUGCUCACCGAGAAGGAGACCAACAUGAUCCGCCGCGAAGGCUACUCAGAACACUUGGCCCAGUACUUCGUGGUAAAAGCCUUGAACGUCACACACGCCGCAACACACAAGGGCCUCAUCUCGCCACCCGGCUGCGCGGCACGGACCAUGCACUUGAUGAAAAUGAUGUACCGAUAAUGUUUUGCUGCUUGUGUGUAGUCGUUUUCUUUGUAGAUGAUCUUGACCCGUGAUCAUGAUGGAAGCAUGCAAGGGAACAAGUGUAGUUCCAGUGACCAAAUAAUUGUGCCUCAAUGAUGUUGCGGCCCUGCUGCGUUAUAAUUUCGUGGAGCGGACUGAUAGAUUGGUGACUUUUUAUGAAUAGGAAAUUUGAGAAGUUGUAAGUGCCUAAGUACAACAAUGUCUUUAUGGGGCCAACAUCGGACGACUGAAACUACAGGGACUCGUCGCAGAAGAUCAAGUCGCUGACCAGCAUGCAGUACCCGCCCACGUACACGUAUUUGGUCUCCUCCACGGUCGGCAUUUCCUGUAUCCUGGAGAUCGCCUUUGCGGGAACCCGGGUGGGGCUGCAGUGGAACACGAUGAUGUUCUGGGAGUCCUUCCUGAUCACUUUCUCCCUCCUCGUCGCGCAGCAGGUGUGUCUGUUCGGUAUCCUGGGUGUGGCCGGUGAGAUGAUUGACCCCUUCGGUCGCGACAUUCGCGAUUUCCCCAUUCUGCAGGUAAUGAGUGGUUUGUUUUUGGAAAAACAAAGUUGUUUAUUUUACGGAGGACUCUUCAAGCCUAAUGUGCUAGUAUCGACCGGUGAAGGUCCGUUACCGUUUCUUUGCCUUCGUUCGAAGAUGAAUUUGAAAAUUAAUUCCAUAAGAAGUAAAUACGAACUACUUUUUUAUGGCGUUUUUGGUGCAAAGUUGUAAAAGUAUUUUUCUACUAUCGUGAAAAAAUAAAAAACAGAUGUGCGUGGCGCCGCUGCAGCACACGGUGCAGUUGCUGUUCGAGUACAAGGAUCUCCGAGACGACGCGGAAGCCAACAUGUACCAAGAUGAGCUGGGUGUCACGGAAAGCUGGGGCCCGCAAGGUGACCAGGACCUCACAAACAGACACACACGGCACGUGCAGAGGUUCAAGGAGAGCAGUAUGCUCUCCUCCGAAGAACUUGCGAAAGUCGACCCGAAGCAACUCGGCGAGUCCUAUUCUGCGGAGGCUGAGCGCAUUUUGAACACCUUGAAAAUAAUGGCAAGCGAAGGCGAAACCGAUUAAGGGGCCGAUUGAGACGGAGUAUGAAUAUCCGGGUCUUUUUUUCACGCUUGAUUUUUUUUAGGACCACCACAUUAGUUUUUGUAUACACUCUAACACUUUUAGCAAGUUGCGAGACACACUCAAGAUUCACUGUAUGAUUUUUUGAUUUAGCAUUUUUUACGAUUACGAUAUUUUUUCCGUUAUUCUAACUAUUAUACAACAACAAAAAAGUAGUUCGCUUCCUUCAGAACCUACGAUAUUUCUGCUUGAGUAAUUUUUCCACUAGCGUUCUGGACUGGUCUUAUGUAUUUCUAUUUAUCACUUAUUUUGCUUCUUCGCGUUGCUCUUGUUUUUUUGGGAUUUUUUUGCAUAUCUUUUCUUUGUCUUCCGCCCAGCAAGAAUAUAACGGGACGAAUACGUUUGUCCGAGAUUGCAUUUGGAAGCAUGUCAACAUGCAUUCGAGUGAACCUUGUAAGCGCAGAGUGCGCUCGCUGCUGUACUACAUCUGUGCCCGAAGAAGACAUGCGAAAUGAAAAUCGAUGAGCAUUUCCUGUGGGCAUCUGUGUACUAGGACAUAAAGUAAAAUAUAAAUUGCCCUGCCAAGAAGAGUAAUAGUAACGAUCUCCCCCCAACCUUCCGUGAUUUCAAUUUCUGAUUAAACUGCCAAGUCGAGGAACAAGAGUGCACUAAAGCUCGCAACUACAUGCGUUGAGUUGUAGCCGCGACAAGAGAAAACUUGUAGACGUAUUUUCAUAAUCAGGAAGAUCGACGGGCUUCAACAUCAAUAGUUUU
Molecule: messenger RNA, 3993 nt
Organism: Amoebophrya sp. A120
Lineage: Eukaryota; Dinophyceae; Syndiniales; Amoebophryaceae
Source: the annotation of a GenBank genome assembly